Lodderomyces orthopsilosis Co 90-125 is the source of this 1869-nucleotide messenger RNA. It is a transcript of the gene UTP5, whose product is annotated as Utp5p. Gene Ontology annotation, molecular function: protein binding. The record is from RefSeq and is a predicted model, not a curated record. NCBI's taxonomy places the organism in Eukaryota, Fungi, Ascomycota, Pichiomycetes, Serinales, Debaryomycetaceae. Gene Ontology annotation, cellular component: nucleolus. The transcript has a single exon. Gene Ontology annotation, biological process: maturation of SSU-rRNA from tricistronic rRNA transcript (SSU-rRNA, 5.8S rRNA, LSU-rRNA). The coding region runs from base 1 to 1869 and encodes 622 amino acids.
AUGUCAGGACCAGUUCUAUAUUCUAAAUUCGACUCCAAGAAUGCUCAUCUAGCGUCGGUGAUACUAUCUUUAGACACACACCAAGUACAAGUCAAAUCAGUGAACCCUUCACAGGCAUCGCUCAAUACAUCAUUCAAUCUUGAUAAAUCCAACAGAAUUUCCAAUUUAACUUGGAUUUUUACCUCCCCGGACUCGGUCGAGCUCUUGGCAUUAUGUUUGGAUAAUGGAGGUAUAUUGAUAUAUUCCCCACACACAAAUGAAGUUAUAUCAGAACUAACCACAUUGACUAAUGUUGCAGUUUCAGAUUUUCAUUACUCCAAGGUGACCAAAACCGCGUGGUCUUGUGAUGUCCAAGGAGGUAUUUAUGAAUGGGAUAUUAUACUGUAUCAAAUGUUACGUUCAUUUAAGAUAAGUGAAAUUGCCGAGUCAGUCGAAUCAAUAAAUAGAGUAUCUAGUUGCGUGUACAACUCAGAACCUCAUUUGUUACUAGCUUCCAAUUCCAUUUAUUUGCUCAACAUCAAAACUAGAGAAAUUACCCGAACCUUUCCAGGACACAUUCAACCCAUCAACAGUAUCAUUCCCCUUAAAGAUGACAUGUUCAUUACAAGUGCCAGAGGUGAUCGAUUUAUGAAUUUAUAUGAGUUGAAAAAGACCACAACAAAGGCUAUAUUUGUUGCACAGGCCGCUGUUUUGAGUUUAACAAUUGGAUCAAACUCAAACGAGUCAGUGUUGGCAGCAAUAGUAGAGAAUGGAAGUGUGGAAGUAUUCAAUGGACCACUCUCAGAUGCUAACUUUCCAGCAGUCGCUCCAUCGAGAAAGAAGAGAAAGCAAAUUGGCGCAAUUACCCAUUCGUCAAAUUCCACUGUCAGGUUGUCAAGGUCUCCAGCGGAAAGCAAGAAUCCCCAAGAUGCAAAUCUCAUUAUAAAUGCAAUCAGUAUUCAAGAUGAUUCGUUAUUAUUCACAUGGGUGGAAAGCGGUACAAUUCCUUUCUUUGAUUCAGUAAAAUGGACAGAGUCGGGGAACUAUUUACUUGAUACAAACAAGACAAUUAUCAAAGACAAAGCCGACUUGAAACCAACACAAAGUUCCUCUGUAUACGGUCAUGAUGUAGCAGCAUCCAAACUUUACAACGAGAGCCAUGCCGUGGUCAAUGAUGGAAUAAGCUUGGGAAAUUUGGAGGAUGAAUCUGAUGAAGAGACAUUGGCCGAAAAGUUUGAUAAACUAGCAAUGAAUAAGCAACAACCACAACGUAAAAAGAAGUUGGAGGAAAACAGAAAUGGAAUGUCAUUGUCAAUAAUUUUAUCACAAGCUCUUCAAAAUAAUGACCACUCGUUGUUGGAAACGGUGUUACAAACACGUGAUCCUCAAUCAAUUAAAAAUACUAUCAGCAGGUUAAACCCAUAUUCCUCAGUGAUUUUAUUGGAUAGAUUGAGCGAAAGAAUUCAGCGUCAAUCUUCAAGGUUCACUCAAUUGAACUAUUGGCUCAAGUGGAUUUUAGUUAUUCAUGGGUCUGUAAUUGCCAGCUUGCCAAAUUUGAAUCUGAAAUUGUAUUCUUUGCACUCGGUAUUGGCUAAGAAAGCUGAUACCUUACCUAGACUUCUUGAGUUACAAGGAAGAUUGAAUUUGUUAUAUGACCAAUCAUCUUUGAAACAAAAUUUAAGCAAGGAAUUAGCGGUGGAGAAAGGUGAUGAGGAUGUUGAGUAUAUUGAAGACCUUGAUGAUGCGCAGUUUAAUGGGGAAAUUGAUGUUGACAUAGAUGAACUUGAAACAAGUGAAGAGAGUGAUGUAGAGGUUGAAGAUGAUGACGACACCGACGAGCAAAUUGCAUCAAUCGAUGAUUUGGAAAAUGCAAGCGAUGUUGAGAUUUAG